GUUUUGAAGACUCGGGACCAUGGUUUACUAUUUUGUCGUGGAGAUGGUUAUGAUUUUGCUUGUAAUUUAGUGGCGGGCAAGCUGGAUGAGCUUGCUUUGACGCAUUGCGGCUUUGUUUCAUCUUCCCUUGGGAUACAUUUGCAUGCGCCUUUUCCUUUUCUUUUUAGAAAUUCACUUUUUUCUUCUCUAGAGGAGAUUAGUAUUUCACGCUUCUGGAAGUUUGCGGAUUUCAAUCUAUGCAACUUUCUCUAUCAUUACAGACCAAGCUUUAGUAAUCGUCUUUUGCACUCAACAAUAAGACAGUGAUAUACACGACCUCUCCUGUCCUUCGCUGUGCUUGUCUUUCUCUGUUUGUUUGCGAGGGAGUUCAAGAUGUUACAAUGGAUGGGUGGAUCAAGGCGAAAAGUGACCACUUCACGGAAGUCUACACAUAAGAGACAAAAGCAAUAUUUUGAACAAAGGAAACGGCAACAACAGGAGCUGGUAGCUGGGCUUGAGAACAAUGCUGAUGGAGUAAACCCAGCUAAUCGACAUCAGAAAGAACAGCGAUCAUUGGAUAUUCUCAGUUUGCUGAACUUGUCAACAUUUGCUCAAGAAUGCAAUGGUCCUUAUCCAAGUGUUAAAUCCAUAUGCUGUUUUUAUCCCUGGAUAUUCUUUUCGUAAAACCAUACAAGGGAGGGGGGACAUGGAAGUCAAAGCUUCAAGACUGGAUCAUAUCAUGAAAGGUCUGCCAACAAAGCCUAAUGGAACAACUGCUUCUGGAGAUUCCAUAGAAAUUACAAGAACAAGUACGUAGAUGUGGUCUGUCUUCUCCACUCUUGGAAUGAAGGUCUACCUUUUGGAUAUAUCAGGUUAUUUAAACUUGUUAAAUGGUUUUGAGAUGUUUUAUUAUACUGUCUUGCUGCUUAAAUAGGAAGUGCAUCGGGCGAACACAUGGAGACUAUAUCUCCAAAGAAGUGAGUUAUGAGCUUGUUCAUACACCCUUGUCUUUUUAUGGAAUGCUUUCCCUCCUGUUCACACAUGGAAACAAAAACUACCAAAAACCUAGAGAUGGAAAAAUAGCUUUCAUGUGCAUCUACUAUUUACUCAAGAUGACUACAAUAAUUUGAAAAAGAUUGAAUAAAAUGCAUAGCAUCAUUUUGGUUUGUGAUUUUUCAUCAUAUGGAAAUUUUCGUUCCUUGUAACUUCUAAUGUGAAUGUAUAAAGGAUGAAUCAUUGUCUUCAAAUGUCUGACAUUCAAUAAUUCAAUAAUUAAUUGUCGUAAAAAUAUUCAAAUCUUUGAACUCAUAGCCUGAGGAGUUCACGUUGUAGUUGCAUCUCAUCUAAAUGGUUGAAAUUUGAGACCAACUUCUUUAUAAUCUUACUGUUUUUCUUACAUGCCUAAAUCUUUUAUUAUUUUCCAAGAGUGCAAAGCUACCCUUGAUAAAAGUUGAUGCCUUUACAUGCUCACAGGGUUCAUUAGCACACCUGAGAAUUGUGACAAUUCUCUCACUGGAAGUGAUAAGAAACAAGAUCUCUCAAUGGAAGCUCCUGACCAACAAUUAUCUGUGUUUGAUUUGCUUAGUGAUGAUGGACCAGAUGGCGGCCAGGGAGGAAGUCCAGUGUUUGAGGCUCAUGUUGCCUUUUCGGUUGAAGGUUUAGGAAAAGUUGGAAUAGAAACGCCAAGACAUUCACCAAAACAACCUGAGAGGAUCCUUUCCUAUCAAUGCUCGUCGCCGUGGAAGGCGGCAAGGCCGCCUAAUUCAUCUAAAAACUUCAGUUACAUUCUGGAUGAUCUUGAACUUGAAGGGGAAGCAAUAUUCCAAGAUGAUAAUAUGCCCCUAAGUGGAAGUUCUCUGGAGUUUCCAAUAGGUGUCUUUGAUUCUUGUAGCAAUGAAAUGCCCAAUUUAUACAGUGUCAGAGAUGAUGCCAAAUAUAGAAGUGAAGUACAGAGAUAUUUCUUUAACACAAAAAUCUACAACAUUGGACACGACAGAGGAGAUAUAUGGGAUGAUAAGCCUAGCUUUCUAGAUGAUGACUUUGUUUAUGAAACCGAACAUGAUAUACCGUGGAAUAGUGGGUCAUAUCAUUUGGAUGAGAGUUUGACUGACUGUGUGAAAUAUGGAAAUGGCGAUGUGUCAGAUCAUGUAUUUGGAUGCCCUUAUCCACUGAAGAAAAGGGAUUAUGUAGGAGCAACAGAGAAAUUCAAUAUCUUAGGAUCACCAUUUCCAAGACACCAAACAUCAGAAAACUAUCUUGAUUUUGUAUCAUUCGGUGAACCAAGUGGCAGGCAUCCUAACUCGGGAAGGACCUUUGGUUUUGAAGAUGUAACUAAUAAUGCUGACUGGUCAUACUCUGCGGCUGAAGAUGCCAGGGAUAAUUUGAGCCUGCCGAGCGAAGAAUCAUGCUCAUCUAGUGCAGUGAGGGGUGAGGCUAUCAGUACUCCACUAAUCGCAACAGAGAGAACGAGUAGAAAAGACACCCAUGUUUUUCACAGCCCAGGAGAUAAAUAUCAUAUAAGCAACAUUUUUGCUGAAGGAAAACAUGGAAAAAGUAAGGAUGAAAUUCACAGGGGUAAUGUGCAAGGAUCAGGAAAAUUUACCAGGACUCUAUUUUUGGGAAAUUCAAAACUGUCUAAUCACAUAUCCUCUUCCUUCCCAAGAAAAUAGAGGCAGAGAGGCGUUGGUUGCCUGAAGAAGAAUAUGAUUUUGGUGAUUUAAUUUUAGGAUUCAGUUCUUUCUAUCAGGCCUAACAUACCAAACUUCCAUUCCCAGAAUCCUGGUUAUGGGGCAAAGAUUCCUUUAAUUCAUUUCCUGUUCCAGAGUUAUGUACUGAUAACUAAUCUUCUUCUAAUCUACACAAACAUGGUGAGUUUGUUGAUCAUUCACCUUGAUUGUUCUUUUGCAUUGAAGUUAUUAGACCAUCUGCCAUUUAGACACAUGGAGACUGUUGAAUCCCCCACAAUCUCAAAGGUUGAUUUUCAGCCAACCAAGCCAGAUUAAUCUCCAGGUUUUGAGUUGAAAGGCAUGCCUCUAUAUUCAUCUGACGUUACUUGUUUUCUUGGAGAGACACAGGCUUCUGAUUUAUUAAUAGAAGGAAGCAUAAACAGAGAAGAAAAUAAUUCAAGAUUUCAAUCAGCUAACUGUAAACAACUUGAACUAGGAAAAGAAAUUUGCAAUGAGAUCAGCAACUUCGUUCCAAAGGAAAAUAGGACAGCAGAUGCUUAAAUUUUUUAGGACACUAGACGGAAGGAAGCAAGCGGUGGAAUAUUAGAACUGGAUUCAGGAGGAGAGUCUAGAAGGUUCCCGUUCUCCAGAUCAUGAAGAGGAGAUAUAAUCAGCUGUGGAGAUUUCCCAUUCUCCGGAUCAUGAAGAGUAGAUAUAAUCAGCUGUGGAGAUUUCCCAUUCUCCAAAUCUCCAAGCAUUGCGAGAGCAGCAUAAUGGUAGUGUAAGAUAGACAAAUUUGGAGCCGUUCUCUUCUCUUGCCUUUAUUAUUAUUUGAUCCUAUCUGUUUUAUCUGAGCUACACUUAAAAAAGGCUCGUACUAUUAUUAGAUAUCAACAAUAGUAACCAUUUUAUCGGACCUA
Messenger RNA from Carica papaya (papaya), 3565 nucleotides. The record is from RefSeq and is a predicted model, not a curated record. Lineage: Eukaryota; Viridiplantae; Streptophyta; Magnoliopsida; Brassicales; Caricaceae.